Haemorhous mexicanus (house finch) is the source of this 2673-nucleotide messenger RNA. RefSeq names its product prolyl 3-hydroxylase 1 (gene P3H1). Gene Ontology annotation, cellular component: endoplasmic reticulum. The coding region runs from base 54 to 2321 and encodes 755 amino acids. Gene Ontology annotation, biological process: collagen metabolic process. The transcript has 15 exons. The record is from RefSeq and is a predicted model, not a curated record. Gene Ontology annotation, molecular function: L-ascorbic acid binding; iron ion binding; procollagen-proline 3-dioxygenase activity. Lineage: Eukaryota; Metazoa; Chordata; Aves; Passeriformes; Fringillidae.
UAUCUCUCUGGUGCCCGGGGUGGCUGGUGCUGCGGUUUGGCCGGCGUUCGGACAUGGCGCUGUCGCCGCCACUUCUUCUGCUGUUGCUGCUGCUGGCGUUGCUGAUGGUGCUGCUGGCGCGGGCGGCCACGCCACCGGAACCGGUCCCGGUCUCGGUCCCGACCCUAGCACCGGGCGACCCGCCGUUGCCCCCCCAGUCCCCGGACGCGCUGUUCGCCGCCGGUGCCGAGGCGUACGCGCGGGGGGACUGGCCCACCGUAGUGCUGCAGAUGGAGCGGGCGCUGCGGGCGCGGGCCGCCGUGCGCUCUCGUCUGAUGCGGUGCCGCCUGCGCUGCGCCAACGCCACAGUGGGGCUGGCGGAGGGGACCGAGUCCCAACCCGACCCGGUGCUCCGAGACUUGUGGUUCUUUCGGGCGCUGCUUCGCCGCGCCGCCUGCCUGCGGGGCUGCGGGCCCGCUGCGCCCUCCCGGUACCGCCUGGGCGAGGAGCUGGACCGGGAGUUCAGCCGGCGCAGCCCCUACAACUACCUCCAGGUCGCCUAUUUCAAGAUGAACCGGCCAGCGCAGGCGGCAGCGGCUGCUCACACUUUCUUCGUCGCCAACCCGGGGCACCAGGAGAUGAGGCAAAACCUGGAGUACUACCAGGCGAUGGUGGGAGUCCACGAGGAUGAUUUCAUUGACCUGGAGGCCAAACCCCACCUGAGUGAAUUUCAGCUGGGCAUCCGGUUUUACACAGAGGAGCAGCCAGCUGCUGCCAUCCUGCACCUGGAGAAGGCACUGAAGGAGUAUUUUGUAGCAGACACUGAGUGCCGCUCUCUCUGCGAGGGACCCUAUGACUACGAGGGCUACAACUACCUUGAGUACAAUGCAGACCUUUUCCAGGCCAUUACAGAUCACUCCAUGCAAGUGCUAAGCUGCAAGCAGGGCUGCGUCACAGAGCUGGCCUCCCAGCCUGGCCAGGAGAAGCCUCUGGAGGAUUUCCUGCCCUCGCACUUCAACUAUCUGCAGUUUGCCUACUACAACAAUGGGAAUUAUGAAAAAGCUAUUGAAUGCGCCAAAACCUAUUUGCUCUUCUUCCCACAUGAUGAGGUGAUGAACCAAAAUUUGGCCUAUUACACCGCCAUCCUGGGGGAAAACCUGGCCAGACCCAUCCAACCACGAGAGGAGAUCCAGGUAUAUUACCAGCAGAGCCUGAUGGAGAAGGAGCUACUCUUCUUCAGCUAUGACGUCUUUGGCAUCCCUUUUGUGGACCCGGACACAUGGACACCUGAAGAGGUGAUACCAAAAAGACUGCGAGAGAAACAGAAGGUGGAGCGGGAGACAGCAGCACGCAUCUCUGAGGAAAUCGGCAACCUCAUGAAGGAGAUUGAGACACUGGUGGAGGAGAAGGCCAAAGAGUCUGCCGACAUGAGCAAGUUCAUCCGAGAAGGUGGCCCUUUGGUGUAUGAAGGAGCCAGUGUCACCAUGAACUCCAAGGCCCUGAAUGGCUCCCAGCGUGUCGUGGUGGAUGGAGUCCUUUCUGCUGAGGAGUGCCGAGAACUGCAGAGGCUCACUAAUGCGGCUGCCUCGGCUGGAGAUGGCUAUCGGGGGAAGACCUCUCCUCACACUCCCAGCGAGACCUUCUAUGGCGUGACUGUCCUCAAGGCCCUCAAGCUGGGGCAGGAGGGGAAGGUGCCCCUGCACAGUGCCUACUUGUACUACAACGUGACAGAGAAGGUGCGGCACAUGAUUGAGUCCUACUUCCGCCUGGAGGUCCCACUCCACUUCUCCUACUCCCACCUAGUGUGCCGCACAGCCAUUGAUGGAUACUUGGGGAUGGACCCUGUUCUUGGACAGAGGGGUCCUGACAUGCCCUAUUCUACCCUAGAGAAGCAAGAUGGCCGGAGUGACAACAGCCAUGAGGUGCAUGUGGACAACUGCAUUCUCAAUGCAGAAGCACUGUUGUGCGUGAAGGAACCCCCAGCCUACACUUUCCGGGAUUACAGUGCAAUCCUCUACCUCAAUGGGGACUUUGAAGGAGGAGCUUUCUACUUCACUGAGCUGGAUGCCAAGACUGAGACCGCAGAAGUCCAGCCGCAGUGUGGCCGUGCUGUGGGCUUCUCCUCUGGCUCAGAGAACCCCCAUGGGGUGAAAGCUGUCACCAAGGGUCAGCGCUGUGCUAUUGCCCUCUGGUUCACCCUGGACCCUCGGCACAGUGAGCGGGAGCGUGUGCAGGCAGAUGACCUAGUGAAGAUGCUUUUUGGUAUGGAAGAGGGGGAUUUGGAGCCAGAGACAGAGAAGGAAUCACCAGCUGCCAUUGUGGUCAGGAAGGAUGAGCUGUGACAUCCUACACGGACCAGGACAUCUCUGCUGGGACUAGUCAUGUCAGCAUUGUGGCUUUGGGCUGCAUAGUCAUAAGGGUAACAUGUGGGAUCCCCUCUGCCCCCAAUCCAGUUGGAAUGGGGUUUUGGGGAAUGCUGUGUACUACCCCUGCAGGAUCCAGUAUCCCCCUGCAGAGCUGACCUGGGGUGUGUGAUAGAGGCUCAGGGGUGGGUGACAUGGGGACAAGGGAGGGAUGCUCUGUUAGGGGUGGGGCUCUGGUGCCAAUGGGUGCAGAUGUGUGCCUUUCCUGAACUUGGAGCUAUUUAAGUGCCUUCUGCAGAAAAUGGGUGAAUAAAGGUAUUUUUUUUUCUAA